Acanthosepion pharaonis is the source of this 1752-nucleotide messenger RNA. The record is from the annotation of a GenBank genome assembly. Lineage: Eukaryota; Metazoa; Mollusca; Cephalopoda; Sepiida; Sepiidae.
AUGAAGAUGCCUCAACGUCUUCUUACUUUGGCAGCACUCCUCACUGUACUCGUCAUCCUCCUUCUCAACACCGCGAUGGUCAGCAGACUGUUUUCAGUAUCAGCUGAAUACCGGGAACAAAUAAACAAAGCCGCCGACCGAGUGCACCUUGUUUAUAAAGACCCUUACCGGAUCGACUAUGCCAACACAGCAGCCGGGGCCAAUAGGGCUCAUCUGCAUCUUUUGCGAAAGAACCUCAACAAGAGUAAUGCAACAAGCGGUGCUGGCGGUGGCGGCGGCGGUGGCGGUGGAGGUGGUGGAACUGCAAAUGGCGGUGACGGGGAUGAUGACAACAUGAGCGUCGAGCGGGAAAAGGCGGCGCAUGAUCAAAACGACACGCCGGAACAGGAAGACGACACAGUUUUCCGGCGGGAACACCACCAACAGCAACAAAGUGGUUAUUAUAAUGAACUUCAGCGACGUUUGGACAAGUCCCUUCGUUGGUACAAAAGCAAACGGACGGCGUUAUUAAAUGCUGAUAUCCUCAGACACAGCAUAAACACGUCGGAUAGCACAUUGUAUAUCAAAGAUCUUCAGCAUAUUGUACAAAAGUAUUUCAGGGAAAAACCCAACACAGUGCCAAUGAGACGAAGGAAUCUACGGUUGCCCAAUCUGAAGACGAUUUUCCAGGAUUACGGAAUGAUGUCAAAACUGACAAGUUGGGAAGCAGUUUUUUACAACAUUCAGCAAGAUGCUCUUUACGAUGGCCGAGAUCCAGUGAUCAAUGCAGUCCUUAAAGAUUUGGCUGAGCAGCCAAUCGAAGAAGUUGAAAUGAAAACCGGUGGAACCCAACUGAAGCUUAUAUUUACAUUCCAGAAUGAAGGAAGAGCCUUAUUUAAGCCGAUGAGAUUUCCACGAGACAAAGAGACUUUACCGAACCAUUUCUACUUUGUUGAUUUUGAGAGACACAAUGCAGAAAUUGCUGCUUUCCACUUGGACAGGAUCCUUAAUUUUAAUCGGGUACCACCAAACACUGGUCGCCUCAUCAAUAUGACACGUGAUAUUAAAAGAUUAGCCGACAAGAAAUUGGCCAAGACAUUCUUUAUAUCUCCAGCACAGAAUGUUUGCUUCCACGGCAGCUGUUCUUAUUACUGUGACACCAGCCAUGCUAUCUGCGGUAACCCUGACAUGCUAGAGGGUUCCUUUGCGCUGCUCUUGCCCCCGGAGAAAGUCGCACCUCGCAAAACAUGGCGAUCUCCAUGGAGACGUUCUUACUCGAAACACCGCAAAGCAUUAUGGGAGAUUUACGAUGACUACUGUGACCAGGUCCGAUUGAAACCUCCUUUCAACAAAGGACGUCGACUCGUAGACAUGAUGGAUAUGGCUGUGUUCGACUUUUUGACAGGUAAUAUGGAUCGCCAUCACUAUGACACGUUCAGAGAAUUUGGUAAUGAUACUUUUCCCUUACACCUGGAUAAUGGCAGAGCUUUUGGUAAAAGUCAUCAUGAUGAACUUACAAUUCUUGCACCUGUCUACCAAUGCUGCCUGAUUCGUUAUUCAACGCUAUUGAAACUCUUUCAUUUUUAUCAGGGGCCGGUUCCCCUGAGCCAAUUAAUGCAACAGUCGAUGGCCGCAGAUGCCCUUUUCCCAAUUCUGACAGACUCUCAUUUGCAGGCACUGGACAGGCGAGUUGGAAUUGUUUUGCGUACUGUCUACGAGUGCAUCAUGCGCGGGAACGCUGUAGCCGACGUUAUAGUAGAUGAUGGAUUCUAG